This is a messenger RNA of Darwinula stevensoni, 956 nucleotides long. The record is from the annotation of a GenBank genome assembly. NCBI's taxonomy places the organism in Eukaryota, Metazoa, Arthropoda, Ostracoda, Podocopida, Darwinulidae.
AUGCUAUGCCAUGCGGUGCACAACAUCGUGUUGUACCCGGAGAAGCACGCGUGGUGCAAGCUGACGCCGAUCCGGCAGAUCGUCACGGGAUCCGGAUGCGGGAACGUGGAGCUGGAGAACAACGUGUGCGUGGGAACGUGUUUCAGUUACACCGUUCCUCAGACGAUCCCGAAGAGCCCGGCCGACGACCUCCUCCACUACUGUGAUUCCUGCCAGCCUUCCGAGUACUACUGGAAAUCCGUGUAUCUGGAGUGCGAGGAGGGAAACAAGAAGAAGGAAGAGAGGAAGGUGCAGAUCAUCACCGGAUGCGGGUGCUCCGGGUGCUCGGAGCCGCCCCUGAACGCCUUCGACCUGGACGAUCUCGAUCCCUCGCACAACGACGUCGCCCUUCGGACUCCCGCCAAGGGAGACCGAGAUCGAAACCGAGACGAGGAAGGGGAAGACGCGGACGGAGACGAAAGGGUGGAAGUCGAAGGAGGGAGCGAGGCGGAAGGAGGAGAAGACGAAGGAGAAGGAGGCGGAGGAGACGAAGUCGGGAACACGACUCUGGGACCGGACCUGUUGAAGGACGUGGUGGAUCGAGAGCGGCCGUCGAUGAGCGAGCGGCAACGGGACGAUCUGCGACGCUUGCACCUCGACGCCUUCCGACUCGGCUCGGAAUUCGCAUCCGGUCUCCACCGCGACCCGGACCCGGAAGACGAACGAGAACCUCCGACCGACGGCGGCGGGAACGAGAUCGGCGAAUCCCCUUGAAUCUUUCCGGCUGCCGUCCUCCCGGCGGCAGCGAUCGAACUCGAGAAAAGGGUCCACCUCUUUCGCAUCGUUGCCUUCGACGGGUCGGCCGACGCGCGGGAGCCGGUCGCAGGGCUCGAUCCCGUCACCGAGUACAAAGCCUUCUUCUCGCCGAAAGAUCGUCUAUUUUCCUUCCAAUAAAUCCGUCCCGGUGUGCGAUGAGA